CGGCGGCAGUGACAUCGACAGCAUCGACAACUGCGACUACCACUACCAAGACAUCUAACUAUACAGCCAAGCUAGUUGAAUCCACCUCUACUACACCACCUAAAAAAGAGACUAUCAAAAGACGUUUAUCAAGCUCUAUGGAUAGUCAUCGAGACAAGAAACCAGCUCCUGCCAAGCCCUGUAAAUCAAUUACUCAUUCAGAUAGAAUAGUACAAGCUGAAAUAGCACAAUACAGACCUUAUUUCACUGAACCAGAAUCAGACGCCAUGAGUAAAGACAAGCAUCUCAGUGUUGUCCUUGAAUACCCUGGAUCUGUUGAACCAGAAAACUUUCUUUUGCUUAAACCUGUCAUCAGGAAUGCAACAGGCAAAGGCUAUGACGAGGAUGAAGAAGACAAGGAUGAAUAUAACCCUAUCACGGACAUUAUGCGCACAGCUGAAUUGAUUUAUGAAUCCUAUCUUUUGCCUGAACAGCAGCAUUUGUUGGGUAAUCAAUCCCAUGGUAUCAUGCGUAAUUUGACAAAAUAUCGUAAUCGUCGUAAUGCGGCCGGGUUUGUUCAAGCUGUUAAGGAUUUUAAUAAGGUGAUACGACAAUUGAAAGCAGAAGGUGUGAUGAGUCAAAAUGCAAAGACUAUGUGCCACCCAAGCUAUGAUUUAGCCUGUCAUAUCUUAUUUCAAGUCUAUAGUCGUACAGUAGCACGUCAAGCAGAAGCAUUGAAUAACUACCAAGCCUUUUCAAAUAAUGUCUAUGGUGAAAUCAACCCUAUCUUGGUCAAGGAGUUCAUUACUAAAACAGGUCUUAAUUCACGCAGUGUAUUUAUGGAUAUGGGAUGUGGUAUUGGUAAUGUUGUUUUACAAGUAGCAGCACAAACUGGAUGUGAAGCAUAUGGUAUUGAGAUUAUGGAAACACCAUGUAAAUUUGCAAAAAGACAGCUAAAAGAAUAUGCAGCCCGUAUGAAAGCCUGGCGCCUUCCUACAGGUAAAAUUCAUUUUAGACAUGGCGACUUUUUAGAUGUUGCGGCCAAUGAUCUGUACUCUACCUUGAAAAGAUCAGAUGUAUUGUUAGUCAAUAACUAUGCUUUUGAUGCUGCUACCAAUCAAGCACUCGCUCAACUGUUUCUAGACUUGAAAGAAGGCACCAAGAUCAUUUCACUCAAAUCCUUUGUACCCAAACACCACAAAAUCAAUCAGCGUACACUGAAUAUGCCUGAAUCUAUUUUACGAGUAGAAGCAUUUGAAUAUUAUUCUGAAGCUGUGAGUUGGACAAACAAUGGUGGUCAAUACUAUAUUGCCACAGUGGAUCGUAGUCGCCUUGCACCUUAUUUUGAAGAAAUGUAUGGACGAUAAUAUUUAUUGAUUAAACUAUGACAUCCCCUAUUGUGUUGAUGAUGUAUGUUAAAAAGAGUGACAUAAGAAAGAAUAAGCCUGUAUUAUAGAAAUCACACCAACCAUGAUGUAUGCCUGGUUUACAUGUAUAACUACUGAUUUCAUAGCACAUACAGACACCAAAUAAUGCAGCCAACACUAAAUCAAAUAAGAUCAAUAAAAACCGUUUGAUUUGAAUUGAUUUUGUGAUAUAGAAUACACUCCACACAAUGGAUAACCAGCAUAUCACCCAACCAUAAUACAAUAGACCCAGUGUCUCAAAGGGUGGAGGCUCUUUUGAAUACUGUCAUCAUAGGUAAAUAUUGUACACCAUCAUGUUCUUACCGGUGAUGCACCUAUUUGAAAUCCAAAGGCACCUAUGGCUGCUAUCAAUUGCCAUAUACGAAUACACCAUUGAAUUAAGCUUGAUUUCUUCUUUUCCAUUUU
This is a messenger RNA of Gilbertella persicaria, 1811 nucleotides long. Its product is annotated as histone methylation protein DOT1-domain-containing protein. Gene Ontology annotation, biological process: regulation of transcription regulatory region DNA binding; DNA damage checkpoint signaling; DNA repair. Gene Ontology annotation, molecular function: histone H3K79 methyltransferase activity. Bases 138 to 1346 code for a protein of 402 amino acids. The transcript is spliced from 5 exons. Lineage: Eukaryota; Fungi; Mucoromycota; Mucoromycetes; Mucorales; Choanephoraceae. Gene Ontology annotation, cellular component: nucleus. The record is from RefSeq and is a predicted model, not a curated record.